UACCUGGAGACGGCCGGAGGAGCAGGUUGGAGCCCGAGUGGGGGAACCAUGUCACGUUCCGCAGUACAAAAGUCUCGGUUAGAAAAAAGUCGAACCUUGUCGGCAGCCGUGAGCACACCGCAGGCAGCUGUGGUAGAAAUUGUACCUGGUCGAUUCACAGAAAAUGAUUGGCAUUCCAUGGUAACCAAUGAAGACAAUGAGAUUCAUGUUGGAGACAUCAUCGAUGACAUUGUGAAUCGAGUGCUGGAUGGUUGUUCCAGAGUUUACAUUGAAAAACAGUGGCAUGUCUUUUCCUCAGCUGUUGCCAUUCACCAUCGCUCAGGCCAAGGAUGCGAUCCUGCAGAUUAUUGAGUGGCAGUUGCUGACGUAUGAUUCCGGAGAGAGAAACAUCAUUAUGGAGCCAUCAUGGCAAGAAGACAAGGAGCCUGUUGCCUUUAUCACUGACAGCUGGGCCCAGGGCUCAGUGCCUGUGGUGAGGAAUCUAUCAACAUCGACUCUGGAGAAACAGGAAACUUUUGAAGAGGCUCCUGGAGACAUCAUUUGUUUGGUUAGGGAGGACACGAGCCAGACUGUAAUCACUGCUGCUGGCCACAGUGCAAGACCAGAGUGUUGGAGCGGUCAGGAAGGGCACCAGGGGGUGCAGGACAUGUUUCCACUGUGCAAAGAGCUAAUGGGCUACCACCUGGAUUCAGAAAAGGAAGCUGAGGAAGCUAAUGAAGCUGAGGAACCAGAUGAACCACAAAGACCCCCCACAGUCAAGAAGAAAGAACAGAAGUUUAAGCCCCAUCGGGGACCUCUACGUUCAGCCAAGCUGAAGAAUAUUAACAAGUCUUUGGAUAAGAUGGAGAAGGAGUUGUUCCAACAACAAGCCUCGGAACCCUGUAUUGAAGAGCCUCCUGCGCCUCCCUGUGAAGUUUAUAGGAUGACGUCCUAUUUCCAGAAUGUUCUGAAAAUCCAGAACAGCCGAUUACCACUAAAUAACAACAUGACCUUUGAUGAGUUUGGGAAUGUCACCUCCGUGCAGAGAUUGAAGCCGAGCCAAUUCCCCAGGCAACAGGUAAGGCCAGUGUUCCAGCUGCUCGAUGUGGAUCUGGAGCCCGAGACCCAUAGACCACUUCUGAGAGAAUCCUUGAGACCUUUGGUCUUCCGGAGUGGCAACUUUGGUAAAAGCUUCAUCCCUGCCAGGUACAAUGUGAGGAUGCCUCGGAAACAAGUUCCUGGAAAUAGCAAGGGUCUGCAAACUCUGGAACGGGCGGUACUUGGGAAGCCAGACCUUCACGGCUCUAACGCCGUCAGGCCAAAUAGGAGACCAGCCCCAGCGAGGCAGCUGAAGCUGAAUGACUCAUGUGCUGUCUCCACCACUCCAGAAUUCAUUCCUGAUGGGACAAAGGACAGAAAUCAUUCAAAUUGUGGCCAGUAUCCUGAGUAUGAGGAGGAACAGCCGAGCAGACUGAGACCCAUCUGCAACAGCUUGUUCAGACCCCCCAUCCUGGUGGAAAAACUAACCAGCGGCAUUGUACAGUAAGCCCCUCGGGCAAGACCUGAACACAGCCUCUUCCUGCUGUGACUAUUCUGUACUCAUUAUGUCCUCUUUUGUUGCCUUGCUUCUCUGUGCAUUAACUCUGUUGUUUUGACAUUUCGCCAGGUGUGACAUUAGGUAAUCAAAUUACCUCUGUAACUCUAGCCAAUAAAAGAAAAGAAUUAUCUUCAAGGUA
Carcharodon carcharias (great white shark) is the source of this 1715-nucleotide messenger RNA. RefSeq lists its product as uncharacterized. The record is from RefSeq and is a predicted model, not a curated record. The transcript is spliced from 5 exons. Lineage: Eukaryota; Metazoa; Chordata; Chondrichthyes; Lamniformes; Lamnidae. Bases 248 to 1525 code for a protein of 425 amino acids.